UUACUCUUUUCCAGACCGCCUUCUCAUUCAGACAGUCAAAGAAAGAGAAUCUUAAUAGUAAUCAUCAUUUCACAUGAUACACUUGGUGAAACUACUACAACCCAAACAGUAACUGUUAGUAGAUCGUCCAUAUUCAUAUCAAAAGGUUGACUUAGUGUAACAAGAAUCGAUAAAAACGGAUAAAACUGAAUGAACGAAGUUACUUGAAUCUCUGUAACGACAAAGUUUUUCACAACUCGACUGAAUGCUUGUGUUGGAGAAAAGCUAACCAUUGAAGCCAAAUUGUUCAGCCGAUUGUUGAACCUUUUCUGUGUGUUCUUCCUAUGUGUGUGUCCAUCACAAUAUCAGUGUUUAAAGCCGUCUCACAUCAUUCAACUUGUCCAUCUUGGAAUGAUUAAGGAAAUGUCUAUCAAUGUCGCGAAAGUUUACCGGUGAUUUUCACUCUAAAAAUCAUUCUCAUUGCCAUACAAUUGAAAUUAUGCGUCUAAAGGAGCGCAUUGUGAUAUUUUUAAUAGGCAUUUGUGGUGCUCUAUGCAUAUUGUUUGUAAUUCAUGCAAAGAUUGUUGACGAUCAAUUUGAUUAUCCCAAGCCAUACAGGUUCCUUGAUAGUCAAGACUUUGCUCGCCUUAAUGAGCAAAGGUCACCUGAGAGUGGACAUGGUGAUACAUUUAAAAAGCGUGUGCUUUACCGUCAAAUAUCACGAGAAUAUGAACAACAACAACAACAGCAGCAACAUCAACAAUCAGCACAAAAACAACAUCCUAUUCAACAGCAAAAACUAACCUCUAAAGUUGGUGAAAAUUUAAAUUCAUUAUCAAAUGGCAAAUUGUUAUCAUCUUUAAACUCAUUGCAAUUGAAAAACACUGAAUCUGUACAAAUUGGAAAUGAAAAUUACAAUAACAUUGAUUACGUUAAAAGCAAUGGAAACCAUGGAGUCAACACUUUGGUCUCAUCUUCAUCUUCCCUCUCAACGGUUAACCAUCUUGGUGAUAUUGUUAUUGUUGAUGAUGAUUUUAGUGAUUUGGUGAAAAUUGUGAAUAAUUAUAAUAAUAUCAAACAACAAAAACAGCAACAACUUAAACCAAUUGGAUCAAUUAAAAAGGAUAAAGUUAAUCAAGUGAAAUCAUUGUCAACCAAAAAACCAGGAAAAUCAACUUUAAAGUCAACCUUUUAUGACAAUAGAGUUUCAACUCGAACAAAAAAGUAUGGAUUAAAUCCAAGUUUAGCUCAACUCCUUAGCAUUGACAUAAAACGCAAUUUAACUAAUUGGGAAAAGUUUCAUCUCAACAUUCAUCAACAUGAUUUAUAUACAGAAUCCGAGUCAACCAUUGAUGAUCUAUUGAAAGACAUGGCUACUUUACCAAUUGUCCGAGUGGGUCAAAAGGAAGGAGGAACUCAACUUAAAUUAAUAAUCGACUAUCGUAAUUCAGGUCAAGCUUUAUUCAAACCAAUGAGGUUUCCUCGGGAUAAAGAAACUGAUCCAAAUCAUUUUUAUUUUGUUGACUUCGAAAGGCACAACUCUGAGAUUGCAGCCUUUCAUCUUGAUAGAAUUUUAGGUUUUCGAAGAGCUCCUCCCGUCGUUGGUCGAGUCAUCAAUAUAACUUCAGAGAUUUACGCUCUCAGUGACGAUGCAUUACUGAAAACAUUUUUUGUCUCUCCUGCCAAUAACUUGUGCUUCCACGGCAAAUGUGGUUACUACUGUGAUACAGCUCAUGCCAUUUGUGGACAUCCAGAUACAUUAGAGGGAAGCUUUGCCGCUUUCCUGCCUUCAACUACUUUGGCUCCAAGAAAGAUUUGGAGGCAUCCAUGGAGACGAUCGUAUCAUAAAAGGCGUAAAGCAAUCUGGGAAACUGACGAUUCUUAUUGUGAUAACAUUGUCCGUAAAACUGGUCCUUAUAAUAAAGGCCGUCGGUUACCCGAUCUCAUGGACAUGUCAAUAUUAGAUUUUUUAAUUGGUAAUAUGGAUCGUCAUCAUUACGAGACUUUCAGAAUUUUUGGAAACAAUACUUUUCCCCUUCACCUUGACCAUGGAAGAGGCUUUGGUUUGGCCAAUCAUGAUGAACUUUCAAUUCUUGCCCCUGUUCGCCAAUGUUGCCUGAUACGACUUUCAACUGUAACCAAAUUACUUCAAUUUGAUGGACUAAACCAUUUAUCUGACCUUAUGAGGUCUUCACUUGCCUCUGAUCCCAUCUCACCUGUACUCACUGAGCCUCAUCUAGCAGCCUUAGACAGACGAGUUGCAAUUAUUUUAAUGACGAUAAGAAAGUGUCUAACCAGUCGCAGUCCGGAGCAAGUUUUUUACAUUGAUGAAACAUGAUUCCAAUGGCAAUUCAAUCGUCAACCUUUUGAUAGUCUUAAGAGAAAUAAAAUGUAAAAAAUUAAUAAAUAUAAAAAUAUGUUUAAAGCAACAA
Molecule: messenger RNA, 2411 nt
Organism: Tetranychus urticae (two-spotted spider mite)
Lineage: Eukaryota; Metazoa; Arthropoda; Arachnida; Trombidiformes; Tetranychidae
Product: extracellular serine/threonine protein CG31145-like
Biological process (GO): protein phosphorylation
Cellular component (GO): Golgi apparatus
Molecular function (GO): protein serine/threonine kinase activity
Source: RefSeq, a predicted model, not a curated record